Microtus oregoni (creeping vole) is the source of this 6523-nucleotide messenger RNA. Its product is annotated as solute carrier family 35 member E2A. NCBI's taxonomy places the organism in Eukaryota, Metazoa, Chordata, Mammalia, Rodentia, Cricetidae. The transcript is spliced from 9 exons. Gene Ontology annotation, molecular function: antiporter activity. The record is from RefSeq and is a predicted model, not a curated record. Bases 749 to 1963 code for a protein of 404 amino acids. Gene Ontology annotation, cellular component: Golgi apparatus.
GUUCCAAAGAUGACCGGGGGAAGUCUUGCUCUUCCGUUCCGCAUUACCGGCCCGGAAGGAGUCAACGGGAGGCCACACGGUCGCGCUACAAAUGGAAAAGAUCCCCCCCCCCCAUACACACGCGCGCGCGUGGUUUGCGCCCGAACGUGACAGAAGGCACCGACACGCGAGCGUGCAAGGGACCCGGCUCGGGUCUGGAAGGAACCAAGGUGUUCCCCAGGGGGCUCACCCGGACCCGCUUCCGCCGUGGCGACUUCCUGUGCGUCACAUCCGGUUCCAUCCCACGCCUGUGCGUCCCAACUUCAAGCUCGCUGCGCGCUGCCCGCAGGCCGCCAGGGGGUGUGUAGCCCUCAGCCUUGGUCGCGAACCCAGCUCUCCUCCGCGCGAAGUUGCUCGGCCCCAAGUGGGCGGCGUCGGGGAACCUAGCUGCACCGUCCGUUGGCGUGGGCGGACGGCGCCUAGUCGACUCCGGUGCAUCCUGCAGCACUGAGCCCUACGGGGGACGGGCUUCACCUCGCCCUGGAGUCAGCCCGGGGCAAACUAGGGACCAGGCGCCUGGGUGGCGGACUUCGCAGGGCAGGACGCACAGCCUUUGCGUCCUCACUUUGCCGGAAACAGACAUGUCGGGGUCCACAUUCAUGCAGACCAGGACCGCUGCCUGCUCCUCCAGCUGUGUCCCUCUGCUGGGGAAGUCACUUUGAUCCAUGUGGUCCAUCCUUGAGGUUCACUUCCCACAAGUCCCCUCAGCAUGUCAUCAGCAAAAUCCCAAGCCCCAGAGGAGACAGUGGCUGGCUGCGAAGAGGAGCUGAGAGGAAAGUCACUUCCCACUUGGGGCCCCCUCUUUGGUCACCGGAGUGAGAAGAUUGUCUUUACCAAAGGUGAUGGAAGUCCAGAGGAGAGCCUGCUCACCGUCACCAUCACAGAGACCACUGUCAUUGAGUCGGACUUGGGUGUGUGGAGCUCAAGGGCUCUCAUCUACCUCACGCUGUGGUUCUUCUUCAGCUUUUGUACGCUGUUCCUCAACAAGUACAUCCUGUCGCUGCUAGAGGGAGAGCCCAGCAUGCUAGGUGCUGUGCAGAUGCUGUCUACGACAUUAAUUGGAUGCGUUAAAAUAUUUGUUCCUUGCUGUUUGUAUCAACACAAAACUCGGCUCUCUUACCCACCCAAUUUCAUCAUGACCAUGCUCUUCGUGGGCCUCAUGAGGUUUGCCACGGUGGUUUUGGGGCUGGUCAGCCUGAAGAAUGUGGCAGUGUCCUUCGCUGAGACUGUGAAGAGCUCAGCUCCCAUUUUCACUGUGAUCAUGUCUCGAAUGAUUCUGGGGGAGUACACAGGGCUGUUGGUCAACUUGUCCCUUAUCCCAGUCAUGGGAGGACUGGCAUUGUGCACAGCCACUGAGAUAAGCUUCAACAUCCUGGGGUUUUCAGCUGCAUUAUCCACCAACAUUAUGGAUUGUUUGCAGAAUGUUUUUUCAAAAAAGCUUCUCAGUGGGGACAAAUACAGGUUCUCGGCCCCGGAGCUGCAGUUUUACACCAGUGCUGCUGCUGUGGCCUUGCUGAUCCCAGCGUGGGCCUUCUUCAUGGAUGUCCCUGUGAUUGGCAGGAGUGGGAAGAGCUUCAGCUACAGCCAGGACAUCGUGCUGCUGCUGCUGACAGACGGCGCCUUGUUUCACCUUCAGAGUGUCACCGCAUACGCCCUGAUGGGAAAGAUCUCCCCUGUGACUUUCAGUGUCGCCAGCACCGUGAAGCACGCCUUGUCUAUCUGGCUCAGCAUCAUCGUUUUUGGCAACAAAAUCACCAGCCUGUCUGCCAUUGGCACCGUCCUUGUCACAGUGGGCGUCUUGCUCUACAACAAGGCCAGGCAGUAUCAGCAGGAGACCAUGCAGAGUCUGGCCACAGCCAGUAGCCGGGGCUCAGAGGAUGACACAGAACCUCUGGUUCCCCAGGACUCAAGACAGCACCACUGAGUUCCUUUUGAUGCCGUGACGCCCGGAAACCCAGCCUAGACUGUCCUCCUGCACUGUAUGCUGGAAGAGAGAGGCAGACUCUGCAGGCAGGUCUUUUGUUCCUCACUGGACACCAGAUGGGGAGUUUGGGGAUCAGCUUCUGCCUGACAGAGCCCUGCAGGAGGGAGCAAAUGGCCUAUGGCUAACUGGGCACACUGCCUGCAGGUGCGCCAGUGACUCGGUGGGGCCAACUGUGGAAUAAGCACAGGUUCCAGUACCAACAGGAGUUGCUGUCUGCUUGAUGCCAUCCAGGAGACUUCAACUUUCCUAUGACCACCACCACCACCACAGACACCAAAGCCUCCUGGUUCCUGACAGACAAGAAACAGAAAUUCCAGAUGCCAGUGACUCUAGCAAAGAGCCACAAAACCCUGGGGAUGCAGAAUGACUGACAACAGAGACGAGUGUCUUCUUCCAUGGAGGAGUAGAGCUUCUAUGAAGAGAAAGUCUCCCCUUUUUGGCCUGUGCUACACUGAGCUACCCCACUCCAGGUUUGCUGUCCUGUGUUUCUGCUACCCGUUUGGUGAUUUCUCCAACUCGGGCAAAUCUCUAAUCAGAACAGGUCCCCCUGGAGUUCUUCUCUGUCCUGGGUAUACUGAAUGUGAAGCAGGCAUAGUUGACCACCCUGCCAGAUUCCCCUUCGGGAUGAUGACAGGGAAGUUUAGCAGAGCAUCUGUGUUUACAGGUUACGCUUCAUGUGCAGUGACUCAUUUUAGCAAAGCUCCUGGAGUGUCUGCAUGUAAGGUGAAUCCAAGUCUACACACACAGCUGGCUCUUCCCAGGGAUCAUAUGUGAUACUUCCUGAGCUACCAGGUGCCCAGAGUCUGUCCCUCCUCCCAGGGUCACUGGUGUCAGAGCUCAGGAUGCCUGAGCAGUGAAGGACCAUAGUGGGGGCUUGGGCAUGAGAUGCUGAGGUUUUACUUAUUCAUCAGUUUGUGGGUUCUGAUGUGGGGUGCAGUCCAUGGCCAGCCAGUCUUUAAGACUCUUCUCCAGUAACCCAAACUCCGAGACUCACGAGCUUUAGCCACUGGCACUUUCGGUUCCAAGUCUCACUUUCCCUGCUGUCCAUCUUGAAGGCCCAUGCUGAUUCAUUGAUUUCCAAGUUGGCUCCUUGCCUGGAAAAUAUGAAAAUAGCCCCUCAAAGAGACAGAUUGAUUUGAAAAAGAGCAAUAAUUAUGUCUUAAGUUUUAUGUACUUGAAAAAGUUUGCUGUGAUGAUGGAUCAAAAUGAGGCCUUUUAAUCUAUAAUCCACCUUUUCAGAGAAGGUGCUUGUGUUCUGGACACAGGCUAGGUGUGUCUUCCCUGUGCUGAGGUCACCUCCACUAUGAAGGGUUCUCUCAUUUGACUUUCCCCAGGUUUCUACUUCCAUUGGAGGGCAGAUGAUGGAUAUUGGGUUAAUCUGUACAUUAGGCCUCUCUCAAGAACCUGGCUGUGGAGCUGCUGACACACCAGGACACGUGUUUGGGCAGUGGUUGGAAGAUCCCUCUGGCCUUCUUACAGAUCAGAGCCCCAAAUGCCUGGUUUCUGAGUAGCACUUGGAAUUCCCAUGUGGAAUUAGGAAAUGGCCCAUCGUAACUUGUUCUGUCUACUCCUCCACUUCACCAACCUUUCCGCCUGUUUUGAUUCUAAGUUUGUGGACUAGAAACAAAAACAAAGAUUUUCUUAAAACAACUUCUUAAAAAGCUGCUUUUGAGACAGGAAGACCAUGUCAUCUAUGCUAGAGCCAGCAUCACGGCCUGUCCUCAUCACAGGCGGGAAGACCAUGUCAUCUAUGCUAGAGCCAGCAUCAUGGCCUGUCCUCAUCACAGGCGGGAAGACCAUGUCAUCUGUGCUAGAGCCAGCAUCACGGCCUGUCCUCAUCACAGGCGGGAAGACCAUGGAGUCUGUGCUAGAGCCAGCAUCACGGCCUGUCAGGCUCUACAUUCCAUGCACAUCCUUGCCACACAGCCACCUCUUCCAGCAUUUCCAGGACUCCUGGCCAUUUGUUAUAACCAUACCAUCACAAUAUUUUUUUAUUAACGUUGUCAGUACUUUUAUAUCAUACUGUGUUUUUCAAGAAUUGUUGCUGAUGUACGUGUAGAAAUAUCUUGGAUUAAUUUUUCCUAAGUCCAUGUCUUUGUCUGGUCUGCUGUAACAGAACACCGGAUGGACAUUCUGAGCCAGCCAUCUGCUUCCUCACUACACACAUGGUUAAGAGAUACACAGAUUUCUAAUUUCAGAACGCUUCUAGGGGCUGUAGAGAAGACUUGGUGGGGAAGAACAAGUAGUGCUCUUGCUGAGGACCCAUGCUCAGUUUCCAGAAGUCGUGUAGGGUGCCUCACAACUGCCUGUAACUCCAGCUCUAGGGAUUCUGAUUCCUCUAGCUUCUGUGGGCAUCUGCACUCACACACACACACACAUACAUACACGUAUGCACACACACAUGAUUUUAAAAUGAGUACAUUAAAAAAGACUCCCAUGACUUUGGGAUGUAGCUUAGUGAUACAUUGGUGUCAUUUAUUGAGACCAGCACACAUGGGAUAGAGGGAGACGAGACCCCAAAACAUCCACCACAGUAGAUGGUUUUUGUCUAAAGUUGGGCAUGGUAGCACUUACCUGUAAUCAUAGUCCUGUGGAGGCAUUAGGCUAUACAGUUAUUCCAAGACCAACUUGGGCUACAUAUUAGGAUCCUGUUUCAAAAAAAAAAACUUAAUUGUUUUUCUGAUCUUUGUAAUUUCUUACAUACCAGCAUUAUAAUCUGUUUGCCUGGAAAGUCGAGAGUACUCUUGUGCAAUCCAAAAUAUGUUUCUAAUUUGACAAAAAUAAAAAUGAUGAAUCAGAGGAGAUGAAAGAGAAUAAACACGCACAAGGGAAUCAGUCACGUAAACUGCUUGCUGCCUUUAGAUCACUACAAAAUACGUGGCUGUGACCCAGCUCCUCCGUGGUCACUUCACUUCUGUCCAAGUGAUGUCUCCUGCAAGCAUUUUAUUUCCUAACACUGGAAAAGAGUAAACAAAGAUGAUCCUAACGGUGGAAAACCAUGCCUGUUCUCUUUCCCUUGAGUCCUUACGUGAGCCAUACUGUCCUUGAGAUCUGCAGCCUUCUUCAGUCUUCCUCCUCCCUCUCUGUAGCUUUGGAGCCUGUCCUGGAACUCAGUCUGUAGACUAGGCUGUCCUCAAAUUCACAGAGAUCCGCCUGCCUCUGCCUCAGGAGUGCUGGGAUUAAAGCUGUGCACUGUUACCACUGCCCGGCUCCUUCAGUCUUCUUCGUCCUGAGAUUACAAGCAGGUGUCACCAGCCGUUUUCAAUUCUCUUCUAUUUUUUUCCCCUCAACAAAGAAAUAUAUGGCCUACUAUGGGGAGGCCUUUUCAUCUCUUCGUUUUCCUCUUUUCUCUCUCUCUCUCUCUUGGGCUAGGGCUAGAGCUUAGGGCUUCGGGAAUGCUAGGCUGUUGCCCUUCUCUGAGCUAUAAAGCCCCCCGCCCCCCCGCAACUGUUUUCUUAGUUUAUAAAUGUCUUGGCUCGCCCCAUGAACUAAACAUCAUGCUAAUGUGGACAGACAGUUCCAACCACAAUUCAGAGUGUAGUAGCUUUUAACUUUGGUGUUUCCUAAGAAUGUUUUCAUUCUUUUUUUUGUUUUUGUUUUUUCGAGACAGGGAUUCUCUGUAGCUUUGGAGCCUGUCUUGGAACUAGCUCUUGUAGACCAGGCUGGCCUCGAACUCACAGAGAUCCACCUGUCUCUGCCUCCCAAGUGCUGGGAUUAAAGGCGCGCACCACCACCGCCCAAAUGUUUUCAUUCUUAGUUUCCUUGGGGGCUCUAAUUCUGAGUUAGGUGACUGUUAGACUCUUGCUCACAUGUUCAAGUUGAGUUUGAAAUCAAUCCAUUUGGCAAGUGUGUGUGUGGUUUUUUUGUUUGUUUCCAUUGUCUUUAGUUUCCAUUUCUGGGACUCAAACUGCAUUAAAUUAAUUUCUAGUGUUUAGACUUGGAGAUAACUGUGAAUUUGUAUUUGCUCAAGCAGUAUUGUCACUUUGGAAAAGUCCACAGUUUAAGGUUGUAAGUUCCACAUCAAAAAAAAAAAAAAAAGCAGCAGCAGCAAGCCGGGUGAUGUUGACUUUAAUCCCAGUACUUGGGAGGCAGAGGCAGGUGAAUCUCUUUUAGUUCGAGACCAGCCUGGUCUGCAAGAGCUAGUCCAGGACAGGCACCAAAGCUACAGAGAAACCCUGUCUCAAAACCACCACCACCCUCCUUAAAAAAAAAAAAAAAGAAAACCUUGAUAGUAUAUUGGUAAUUAUCUACAACAAUGCCAAGUCAUAUUUGUUUUGCACCAAACAAUACUAGAGAACUAAGAUGCAUCAUAAAAUGUAUAAUGUUUUAUAUUAUACCUAUUUCAGUAUUUCAGUGAUUAAUGCCUAGAGUUCUGUAAAGUAAUUCAAUGAGUUAUGUAAUAAAUGGGUAUUGUGAGUCAUGUAAUAAAUGGGUAUUGUGAAAGCCUCCUCAUCUCAUUUCUUUCCAAGCUGCCAAUUUUCUUGUGAAAGAAAAUAAAUG